This is a messenger RNA of Pyrus x bretschneideri (Chinese white pear), 2018 nucleotides long. Its product is annotated as protein KAKU4-like. The coding region runs from base 121 to 1965 and encodes 614 amino acids. The transcript is spliced from 13 exons. Gene Ontology annotation, biological process: nuclear membrane organization. The record is from RefSeq and is a predicted model, not a curated record. Gene Ontology annotation, cellular component: nuclear envelope. NCBI's taxonomy places the organism in Eukaryota, Viridiplantae, Streptophyta, Magnoliopsida, Rosales, Rosaceae.
AUUUUCUGAAGAGACAGGGAUUUUGCCAAAAACGCACACAAACUCCCAACUCCCAUUUUUAACCUCCACAACGGACUUCUAUCUAUUUCCCAUUCCCUCCCUUUUUGCCUCCCCGCGACAAUGGACACCACCGCCACCGCUACCACUUCCAGAUCUCGCCGAGCCCUAGACUCCCGAUCUGGCGGGAAAAUUUUCCGUCCUCGACGGUCCGCCGGUGCCAGGACUCCCUACGGACGCCCUAGGUUGGUCAAUCCCGCACCACCCGAAAACCCUAAUUGGUUCUCCAGGCUCAUCUACUCGCCUACUCGUAAGAUUGCCAGCGGUGCCGGGAAGAUUAUUUCCUCCGUCUUUGGUCCUGACUCUUCCUCAUCUUCUUCUUCCUCUUCAGAGGAUGGGGCUGAUGAUGAUGAUGAUGAAGAUAUCUCGAUGCAGGAAGAUGAUGGAUUGAAUAAGAGGAAUGGGACAUCAGAAGAGAUCAAGUUCCUUGGGAAGGAGCCCCCAUCAACACUAGGGAAGAGCGACAACAAGCAUGUAAUUGAACAACUGCUUAUCCAGGAGACCUUCUCGAGGGAAGAAUGUGGUAGAUUAAUAAAGAUUAUUAAAUCAAGAGUCGUAGGUUUUACAAAUGCUGAAGAUGCAGAGAAUACAAGACCAGAUGUAGAGUCUCCUGCUAUGGAGGCAAAAAAAUGGUUGAGUGAGAAGAGAUUGGGAUCAACUUCAAAGCCAGUUUUGGAUCAUGGGACCCACACCUUGAGCUCUCUCAUGUUUCCUCAAGGUGGUGAAGACGAAGGUGGUUCACCAGUGGAUGUGGCCAAAGUGUAUAUGCGGGCACGUCCUUCAUGGGCAUCUCCUUCUAUUAAGCAUGGAGAACUGAGAUCUCCGUCAUCAAUAGGGAUGCAACGUUUCGACGAAGAAACCCCAUAUUCAACUGGUGGCAAUUCUGCGCCUACAUCCAAGCCGAAAAGGGACGCCCCAGCUAGUGGGUCCUGGAAUAUUCAGGAGGAAAUACGAAGAGUGCGAUCUAAGGCAACUGAAGAAUUGCUGAGGUCCCUACCUUCUACCAGAAUUGAUUGGUCCGCAUCUGCUUUAGAAAAAAGAAGUGUCUUGGGCUCUUUGCCAGGUGGCCAACGAGAAGAUGAUGUGGGAGAUAAACUUCACAAUUGUAAAAAUGCCAUAGAACUCAUCUUCUGCUCUUUCAGUUUCGGAGAAGGCAGAGUAUGGAUUGCAGAAACAAGAUUUGCCACUUCCGAUGCCGCUUCUAUGGAUGGCAAGGGUACUCAGAAUGCCUUAGAGGAGAUGUUUAGCUCUGGACAACGACUCGAGGCAUCUGAAUAUAUCAAGACUGCUCCAAGUGAUGCUGGUGGUGGUGAUUUUGAUGGACAUAAGGACACAAGUGGGUCUGAACAACAAAAUCCAGUGGUCGGAGGAACCAUACAAGUUCCAGAUUCAAAAUUACACGAUGCAACAUGCUCGAUGACAGAAGUGACUGCAUCAAGAAGUGCUUAUACCGCAAAUGGUUUCCCUUCUUCAGUAGCUGGUUUGUCUGCACGGUUGAAUACAGCAGAAAACUCCGUGCUCAACGGGGAAAGUAAUCCAGUCAGCUCAAGUCAUGAGAUCGCUGCUACAGAUCUCACUUUAGAUGACAUCCGUGAGUUUUUGAAUGAACCUACUGUCGAGGUCACCAACAUAAACGAAAAUGAUAUUGGUGGCACAAAGGAAAACGAUGGCGCUUAUUUGAAUGAAGCUACUGUUGAGGUCCAUGAACUGAUUGAAAAUUAUAUCGAUGUCACAAAGGACAAUGAUUUUGUUGCCAGUGGCUCCCAAAACAGCUAUAGCAUGCCCGAUGACUUAUCACAGGAGCUGACCCAGCCAAGCCCGGUAGCCAAGACUGACACUGUUGUGGAGAAGCAGAAGGGAAAGAGACUGACCAGAUACAACAGGAGAGGCCGGUCACGGGGCAAAUAACACUGAAUUGUGGCUUCUGUACCUUACAGUGUAAUUUAUUUUGUACUAACCCA